This is a messenger RNA of Homarus americanus (American lobster), 3728 nucleotides long. RefSeq names its product septin-7-like (gene pnut). Gene Ontology annotation, cellular component: cell division site; septin complex; septin ring. The record is from RefSeq and is a predicted model, not a curated record. The transcript is spliced from 12 exons. Gene Ontology annotation, molecular function: GTPase activity; molecular adaptor activity; GTP binding. Lineage: Eukaryota; Metazoa; Arthropoda; Malacostraca; Decapoda; Nephropidae. Gene Ontology annotation, biological process: cytoskeleton-dependent cytokinesis; cilium assembly. Bases 673 to 2157 code for a protein of 494 amino acids.
GUGCCACGCCACGAUACUGUUGGACCAGUACAUCCCAGCAGCGUCUCCUCUCUCUCUCUCACCUCGCUCCCAGGGUUGAGAGGUCAAGCCAAGGAGGUGGGAUAGCUAUUGCGGCACUCAGCAGUAUUGGUGGCCAAUUUAGGUACAUUUGCCGUAGUGCCAGUGUCCCCUUAGUGCCACCCUAACAACGGGGCCAGUGUGUGUGCGGGGCGACGUUAGGAUCUGACCGUUUUCUGUGACGCCAGUGCCUCGUGUCCAUUAGUCAGUGGACGGUGAGGGAGACGCGCGCUAGUUGGGUGUCACUAUUGCCCAUGCAACUUGUUGUACUCCCGAGACUUUUGGUGUUGACAAGUGACCAGUGUUAAGUUUGUGUGUUAGUCAGUGAGUGAGAUACAGUACUGCCCCCACCUGCUUCAUAGUACAUUACUCUUAAGUGUACUUUAUACUCAAACCUGUACUUGUAUUACUUAUAAAAUUAACUUUAUACAUCUGGAUCGUGACUUAUCAUAUGGGAAUCACCACACGUGUAUUUCAUCAAUAAAUUUGUACUUAAGACAAUAUAUUCCCGCAAGAAAGUGAACUAAAAAGUGUGUGUUGAGCUGACACUGCUGGCCUGGAGGAUGGAGUGAUCAGACACGACACUGACACAAGGAAGAACCUCAACACCUCGUCAUGUUUCGCUCGGACAAGACAAACAAGCUGGUGAAGGAGUUAGUGAAGGAGAGGAGGCCGAGGGAGGUGGACGGCUACGUUGGCUUCGCUAAUCUGCCCAACCAAGUGUAUCGGAAGGCUGUUAAACGAGGCUUCGAAUUCUCACUCAUGGUAGUUGGUGAGAGUGGGCUGGGCAAGAGUACACUCAUCAACUCCAUGUUCCUCUCUGACGUAUACUCCAGUGAUCACCCGGGACCAUCACACCGUGUCAAGAAAACAGUCCAGGUGGAAACGACCAAAGUGCUGCUGAAGGAGAAUGGUGUUAACCUCAUGUUGACUGUAGUGGACACUCCGGGAUUUGGUGAUGCCGUCGACAACAGUGAUUGUUGGCAGCCGGUGACAGACUAUGUGGAGACCAAGUAUGAAGAAUAUCUCAACUGUGAGUCCCGGGUUAACAGAACUCAGAUCAGUGAUAGCAGGGUAAGUGAUCACGUACACUGUUGCCUGUACUUUAUUGCUCCAUCGGGCCAUGGCUUGAAACCUCUCGAUGUAGAAUUUAUGAGGCGCCUCCACGACAAGGUGAACAUCAUCCCUGUCAUAGCCAAAGCUGAUACUCUUACCCCUGAUGAAUGCCAGCACUUGAAGAAGCAGGUACUUAACGAAAUAGCCCAGCACAAGAUAAAGAUUUAUGAGUUCCCAGAGGAUGAAGGAGACAGCGGUGUUGCUAAGAUGAAACAACGAGUGCCAUUUGCUGUGGUCGGGUCCAAUACUACUGUCGAGGUGGAGGGGAAGAAAGUGAGGGGGCGCAAGUACCCUUGGGGCAUAGUUGAAGUUGAAAAUAUUGAGCACUGUGACUUUAUUCCUCUGCGCAACAUGAUGAUUCGUACACACAUGCAAGACCUCAAGGAUGUGACCAAUAACGUUCACUAUGAGAAUUAUCGGUGUCGCAAGUUAGCUGGUGUCGGAGGUGCAGAUCCCAAGUUAAAAGUCACAAACAACUGGGUGCCUUCCAUGGUACCCAAAGUGUGUAGAAUUUAUUGUCAAGAAACUCUGUCAAGGAAGAGCUCAAGGCAUGGGAACCCUCUCGUUCAGAUGGAGGAAGAGAAGAAGGAACACACGAGCCGCAUGAGGAAAAUGGAAACGGAGAUGGAACAGGUGUUUGAGAUGAAGGUCAAGGAGAAGAUGAGCAAGCUAACAGAACUGGAGGCAGAUUUACAAAAACGCAAUGAGUCUAUGCGCAAAAAACUGGAGGCUGACUUAGCAGAAUUGGAGGAAGAACGAGAUCGGUUUGAAGGGGACAGGAAAGCUUGGGAGGCAGCCAACGGUGUGACUGUGGAGGAGCUCCGUCGCAAGUCUUUAGAGUCUAUCAGCAGAGAGACCUCCUCCCUGGCGUCUUCCAGCACCACCACUUCGGGAGGCUCUCAGAAGAGCUCUCCAAAGUUCUCGCGUACCUACUCACUCCCCAGACAUAAAUUCAAACAGAAUGAGCAGUGUAACCAGCAGUAGUAGGCCAAGACAACAAGAAAAAACAAGGGCAUUUAUUUAUGCUGUCAUUAAUUCAGUGUUAUAUGUUUAUUAUGCUAUUUCAUGAUCAAGCUACAUCAUCAAUAAACUCAUUGUUUAACAUUACCACACAGUGUGUCCGGAUGGUAAUUGUUGUACGUACUUGUGUCAUUUAGAGGUUGUUUUCAUCACUUGUAACAUGACUAAGCAAUGUAAGAAGCUCCUGCCAUUAAAGAUCAAAAUGUUAUAAUCCUCAAGUGUCUAUGACUUAUAGUUUAGUAAAUUAAAUCUUAAAGUUGUGAUGUUACUGUGCAGAUACAGCAGGAAAGAACAGUACCUUAAGGAGUUAGUUCUCUCUUGUUAAGCAUCAUUAUAUCCAUAUCUCUUCUUAAGUAUUAAUGUAUUUUUUUGUUUCUGUCUUGUAAUAUUUUUUUUUUAUUAUUUUUUAGUGAUAUUUUUGAGAAUUUAAGUUUUAUUUAGUUAUAUCCUGCAGAUUUGGUGUUUGCAUCAUGGGUAGACAUAGAAGUGCAUACAGUAGUUGGGUAGAGCCAGUUUACAUGAUAAUAAAAGUCAUAAGUACUGUAAUGGAUGUUGUUUUUGUUGACUUGUUUAAUGUUUUAAGAAAUUAAAAAAAAAAGGCCUAAAGAUUUCCAGGUGAGAUCACAUGGGAAUGACUAAGACAGAGAUAAGUUUUUUUAUCUUGGAGUAAGAAGACUUGCCCACCCCAGCAUCUAAGCAGUGGUGCUUGGCUCAUCACUUAAUGAAAUAUAAUUUACUGAAAAUUUGCUUUAAACCACAUUGUUUUACUUUUGUAGAUAAUAUGCCACCUUACACUGUAGUGGGAGGGAGAGUUUAAAAGUCAAAACAUCAAUAAGUAAAAGAUAUUAAUGUUUUAGGAAUGAUACACUGUACAGUAGUAUACUGUAUUCAUAUGUAGGUAGUGUAGCUAGUCAUUACGCAGGGGAAAACAAGCAGAAAGAGAUUUUACUUUAGGCAACAGAAAGAUAUGAGACAGCAUGGGGUGCUUAGUAAUACUGUCAUUCAUUAUUAUUGCAUCAUUGUGACUCCUACAGUGCUCACAUAUAAAUGUAAUCUGUAAAGUUUGUAGAAAACAUUUCCAGAGACUAGGUGAGAGAGAGAGAGAGAGAGAGAGAGAGAGAGAGAGAGAGAGAGAGAGAGAGAGAACAUUGUAUCUGCAUAGUACUAUAAGUUGUACUAUAUACUCCUAGUUUACUUAAGUUACUUCCUUCCUUAUGUAGGUGCCAAGUGUUUCAAGUGCAACUUAAUGGAGUUUCUUAAUCAUUGUUUGAUUUAAUAUUUUUUUUUUUUUUUGUGCUUUGUCUUUUAUUGGUGUUGAAUGUUUUAUCUUCCUGUUUACAAACCAAAACUGUGCUCACCUGCACAUGUGUUAAUACUACAGUGUUGGUUUGUGGUUAAGCGGAGGUUAUUCAGAAGAGCUAAACCAUGCUUCCCUUAUGUGAUAUUAUUUGUUUAUUUAAUGCAGCUACAUUCUGUCUUUGACCAUAAUGGCAUUACAUUGGCAUUAUUCUCAAGAAAUAAAGAUUUUGUUGAAA